Rhododendron vialii is the source of this 777-nucleotide messenger RNA. RefSeq lists its product as uncharacterized. The transcript has 5 exons. Bases 1 to 744 code for a protein of 247 amino acids. The record is from RefSeq and is a predicted model, not a curated record. Lineage: Eukaryota; Viridiplantae; Streptophyta; Magnoliopsida; Ericales; Ericaceae.
AUGCCCAGUACCAAUACCCAAUAUCUAGAACUUGGCCAAAUUGACAUUUUGAAGGCUUCAGUACCGUUAAAUGGAGAGUUUGUUGUGACGCAAGGGAUGGAAAUACAAAAUCGCAAGGGGUGGAGUUUACCCUCUCCAGUACACGUUGAAGCUUCAUCCUCCCACGGUGCCGCCGCCUCUUUGCCCCCAUCCUCACACGCCGCUGCCGCCGCCUGUUCUCUCUCCACCACCACCGUGAAGGAAGAAAUGGUGCGCUCCCUCUCUGUGAUUUCUUGUAUUCCUCCAUUAUCCUUCUCCAAAAUGUCUUUUGAUUUAAUCAUCGUCCGUCUUCCUUUUCGUUCGCGCCCGCCUGAUCUUCUUUUCACCCUGUUUUUGGUGAAGGACGCGUCUCCGAGGCAGGUCUCGGGUUUGGUACCAACUUUCGGUUACAAUAUAGUUGGCCUCUCCCAGGUAUCUCUCAACGAGGGUUCGAAUAUCACCUAUUUAUUUGUUACACUGCGUUUUUUGCAGAAGAAUAAUGCAGGUGUCGCCGACACUUCUCCCGUCAAGCCCCUCGUCGGUAUGCUCCACUCCGACUCGGGAAAUUGGGGCUUUCUAGAAAGAGUGAAACGAUUUCAAGAAGUGAAGGAGAAGAACCAGACCUCGUUGGAUGCUUGUGCUUGGUUUCACACAAUUGCAAUUCGACGCCAUUUUUUAAGGUUUGGCAUGGUCGGUGGACAAGAAGAGAUUGAAGGAUUGCUUUAGAUUCUUGAGGGGAUGUCACUAAAGUUGUUGAAA